AAAUUUGUAGGAAUGAAGAUGUUGGGCAAAAAUUGAAGGACCUCCUUUUCUUUCUUUCUUUUUCUUUUGGUCACGCGGUGUUUCUCUCUCCACGUUCAGAUUGACUUGUAGUGACCCUUUCUUUCUUUCUUUUUCUCUUUGGUGGUUCUUGGAUCCUUGGAAGAAAAAUCAUAUUCUCUGUUAGUUUCUUUUUGGUAUUGUUGUUCAAAUUCAAGAUGACAUCCGACUGGAUAGUUCCCGUUCAAGUGAUCCUGGGGUCUAUUGACCACGGAGAAGUUAAAGCAUGCAGCAUUUCAAGAAUCCCAGACGAGAUUCGAGAGCCCAAAGAAGAAUCUUACAAGCCAAAAGUGGUAUCCAUUGGACCCUUACACAGGGGAGCCACAAGGCAAAUCCUCCUCAUGGAAGAACCUAAAUUGCGUUACAUGAGGGAAUUACUUGACCGUAGUGGAAGUGAUCAAACCAACACCAACAACAGAUCAGGAAAAACAACCAAAAAUGCCGCCUCGACGCUGGAAAAUUUGGGCAACGACAUUCUCAAGCUGGACAAUGUGGUUCGCGCUUCCUACGGCGGGAACAUGGAGUUAAGUCCCCACGACCUCGCCAAAAUCAUGAUGGUGGAUGGUUGUUUCUUGCUAGAGCUUCUCCACAAGCUUGGCCAGUAUAGGGAUCUGCAACAAAACUUUUCCAGAGAUCCAUUCCUGGAGACGACGAAAGCGAUCAAGUGUGUGCUGAAUGAUAUCUCCAUGCUGGAAAAUCAGAUCCCUUUCGUUGUUCUCAAGACGCUGUACAAGAAUCUCUUCCCUGUCAACCAUCGGGGAGUAGGUGAGGACCACCGUGUGGCCAACCUCAUGCGCAAAGCCUUUGGUUACGAUUCACAAGAUCAAAGUGGCUUCGCUCAUUUGCUUGAAUUAAUGCACUUGUCCACAAUUGGAGAAAACAGCCCAGAAACCAGUCGAUUGAGAGAAGCACGCCCAGAGCUAAAGCGAUGCGCCACGAGGCUUCAAGCUGCAGGGAUAACCAUUACAGCAGCAACAAGUAACAAUGUCCUUAACGGUAACCCUAGCGGUAAUGUCAAUCCCAAUGUCAAUGCUAACUAUGAUGAGCUUGUUGAUAUAUUUGAUUUUAAUAUAAGCUUCAACAAAGAUGAAAAGGAACUAAAAAUACCGCCUCUGCAUAUUAAGGAAACAACUGAGGUGAGAUGGAGAAACUUGAUUGCUUGGGAACAGAGCAGGAUUUGGGUAAGAGGCAAGUACACUUCGUAUGCUUUCUUCUUCAAAAGUUUGAUAUGCUGCGAGCACGACCUUGACCUUCUCCAAAAAAAGGGAGUGAUAGUAAAUAAUAUGCCUAAGAAAAGCAAGAAAGAACUUAUGACAAUGUUCCGCACAAUCUGUGCUGGUGCUGAACACAUGGAUUCGAGUUAUAGCGAAGACUGUGAGAAACUUAAUAAGGAGAAACGACCUACGUUAGUCACGGAAGCGUUCUGCAAAUGGCCUAUAAUCACUGGGCAUAACUGCAGGCAUCUUCUUGAGAAUGUUGUGUACUAUGGGCGAAAUGGCUUCAGGAUUUUGAUACGCGAUCAUAUCCCUACCGUGUGGAAAUUCAUUGCCGUUGUCGCCGCCACUUUGGUGGUGGUUCUCACUAUUAUGCAGACAGUUUAUUCAGCUAAGCAGACGCAUUAUGCAGCUGAAGGCCAUUAGGCAUCAGCUAGAAAAAAUUGCUAUUUCUAUCUCUCUCUUGUUUGUUCAAGUUUAAAAUUGAAUGCACAAUUGUGAUGUAGGAGCUUGUAUGUGUUCAUGGAAUAGAUUUGGAAUCAUGUUGAACAUUGCAGUAGUUUUACCACCUUGUGUAUUUGGAUUAAUGUUUGCAGCACAUUUCAGAAUCAAUAAUUGGUUUAGGGUUAGAGAUUAA
Messenger RNA from Arachis stenosperma, 1908 nucleotides. Its product is annotated as UPF0481 protein At3g47200-like. The transcript has 2 exons. The record is from RefSeq and is a predicted model, not a curated record. The coding region runs from base 216 to 1697 and encodes 493 amino acids. NCBI's taxonomy places the organism in Eukaryota, Viridiplantae, Streptophyta, Magnoliopsida, Fabales, Fabaceae.